AUGGGGCUCCCUUGGAGGCAGCUGCACCCUUGUCUGCUGUUCCUUGUGGUGCUGGUGUGGCCCCAGCCCUGCAUGAGCCUGGAGCUCAUCCCCUACACGCCGCGCAUAACAGCCUGGGACCUGGAAGGGAAGGUCACGGCCACCACGUUUUCCCUGGAGCAGCCGCGGUGUGUGCUGGAAGGGCAUGCCAGUGCUGCCAGCACCACCGUCUGGCUGGUGGUGGCCUUCAGCAAUGCCUCCAGGGACUUCCAGAGCCCCCAGACGCUGGCUGAGAUCCCAGCCUCCCCGAGGCUGCCGACGGAUGGCCACUACAUGACGCUGCCCCUGACCCUGGAUCAGCUGCCCUGUGAGGACCCAGUGGGUGGCAGGGGGGUCGCCCCGGUGCUUAGGGUGGGCAAUGACGCCGGCUGCCUUGCUGACCUCCAGCAGCCACGCUACUGCAACGCCCCCCUCCCCGGCCCUGGACCUUACAGGGUGAAGUUCCUCCUGAUGGACUCCAAGGGCUCACCCCAGGCCCAGACGAGGUGGUCCGACCCCAUCACUCUCCGCCAAGGGAAGUCCCCAGGCUCCAUUGACACGUGGCCAGGCCGGCAAAGUGGCGACAUGAUUGUCAUCACCUCCAUCCUGUCUUCUCUGGCCGGUCUCCUGCUCCUGGCCUUCCUGGCAGCCUCCAGCGUGCGCUUCUCCAGCCUGUGGUGGCUGGAGGAGGCCCCAGAGCAGCUGCGAACCGGCUCCUUCGUGGGGACGCGCUACAUGACCCACCACAUCCCACCCAGCGAGGCUGCCACGCUGCCCGUGGGCUGUGAGCCUGGCCUGGAGCCCCUCCCCAGCCUCAGCCCCUAG
Messenger RNA from Lipotes vexillifer (Yangtze River dolphin), 843 nucleotides. It is a transcript of the gene UPK3B, whose product is annotated as uroplakin 3B. NCBI's taxonomy places the organism in Eukaryota, Metazoa, Chordata, Mammalia, Artiodactyla, Lipotidae. The transcript has 6 exons. The record is from RefSeq and is a predicted model, not a curated record. Gene Ontology annotation, cellular component: membrane. The coding region runs from base 1 to 843 and encodes 280 amino acids.